AUGAAGUUCAAUAAAAGCGUAAGCAGCUCAAGAAGAAAGAGCAGAAAAGCACAUUUCACAGCAAAUGACGCAAAAAGAAGAAUCAUUAUGUCGUCCAACCUCAGCAAAGAGCUAAGAGAGAAGUACGUGUUCAAGUCAUUCCCCAUUGUAAAGGGCGACGAAGUACUGGUCCUCACUGGAGACUUAAAAGGAAAGACCGGCAAAGUCAUAAAAGUGAACAGAGCAACAUACAGAGUAACCCUAGACAUAACCUACAGAGAAAAGAAGAACGGACAAAUUGCACGAUUUGGCAUCCACUCUUCUUCCCUGCAGAUCACCAAGUUCUGCACUGACUACAACAGAGAGGCACUCUUAGAGAAAAAGAAAGCAGCAAGAAUUGCCGGAGAUAUGGAAAAAGCAAAAAGAAAGGAAAUGCUAUCUCAAUAA
Nematocida minor is the source of this 426-nucleotide messenger RNA. RefSeq names its product large subunit ribosomal protein L26e. The transcript has a single exon. The record is from RefSeq and is a predicted model, not a curated record. NCBI's taxonomy places the organism in Eukaryota, Fungi, Microsporidia. Gene Ontology annotation, cellular component: cytosolic large ribosomal subunit; ribosome. Gene Ontology annotation, molecular function: structural constituent of ribosome; RNA binding. Gene Ontology annotation, biological process: cytoplasmic translation; ribosomal large subunit biogenesis. Bases 1 to 426 code for a protein of 141 amino acids.